AUGAUGACUGAAACACAAACCCCAUUUUCUCUUGCUGCUGCCUUUCUACAGUGCGGCUCGCCCGGUCAGACAUUCAAUAUGGAAACCCUGUUAAAACCGGAAUUCGGAAAUUACUCACCUAAUUCUAUAGGUGAUCAUGGAAGUGACGGUGAAGAAUCAACGAUAUGUACCGUAUGUUGUGAUGAGGCCUCUGGCAGGCACUACGGUGUUGUUGCUUGCUUUGGAUGCAAAGGAUUUUUCAGAAGAACUGUAAGAGCUGGAAAGAACUAUAUUUGCCGGUAUAACAAAAAGUGUAGAAUUGAUAAAGCUGGUAGAAAUGUAUGCAGAUCGUGUAGAUUUCAAAAAUGCUUAGAAGUAGGUAUGGAGCCUGAUGCAAUCCGACCUGACCGUGAUAAGACUGGCCGUCAAAAGAACCCAAGAAGAAAUGCUGAUGGAUCUAUUAAGAAAAAUUCCAACGCUUCUAUUCUUGGAGAUCUCCCUUGUUUAACCAAAUUCAGCUUAAAAGAUGAUAGCGACAGCUCAUCCAACUCGCCAUCUUCAAGAUCCAACUCCGCUCCAUUAGAACCACGACCCACGUUCCUCGAUGAAUCUGUAUUAACAACGCUAUCAGAAAUUGAGAACAUCGUGAUACAGCUUCAAGACAACGUUGAAUCCGACAUCCAAAACCUUCCCCAUAUGGGAGAGGCUAUUGUAAAACCAUCCAUCAUCGCUACAAGAGCACUGAUGAACUUCAAUGGCGCCAAAGGUGACGCUGAUGCCGAGUGUGUGUCAGCCAAUCUUCGGCGAUUGAUCGUGUUCACCUUUGACUACAUCAACACACUACGACCGGUCGCUGAUCUUCACCCAUUGGAGAAGCUGGCUAUCGCUCGCAGUGUAGUCGCCCCAUUCUGCAUCAUGUUCUGUGGUCACCAAUCAGUCGCCGGUGGCGGUCCCGAAGUCGACAGUAUCUACCUACCAACAGGACACAAACUGCCGCCCAGUCAGCUGCUGUUUACAAAAGACUCGGAUCAAAAGAAACACAUUCUGUUGGAAAACAAAGCCGACUAUGUCCGACGUAACAUGAGUGAAACAAUCAUCAGUCAAUUCCGACGACUACAAGUCACAAAAACAGAAAUGGUCGCAUUGAAAGCGAUUAUGGUGCUCGAUCCAAAUGUGAAAGGAUUAUCGGAAGCCUCCUAUGAUCUUCUAGCUGUUGCCAGAGAGUCAGUGCAGAGUGCAUUGUACUCUCAUCUUAUUGCCAACCAUGGAAAUGCUGAAGCAACAUCUCGCUUCGCUCAGCUUCUUUUGAUGAUUGCCUCUGCAACGAGAGUCGCCUACUCCCUCUCCUCGUUCUUCCAACUGAGCAGAGACGUCAACUUUGACAUUGAUUAUGUGCUUGAUGAGCUUCUAUUUUUAGAUCGGAUGUAA
Messenger RNA from Caenorhabditis briggsae, 1407 nucleotides. RefSeq names its product Protein CBR-NHR-3 (gene Cbr-nhr-3). The record is from RefSeq and is a predicted model, not a curated record. The coding region runs from base 1 to 1407 and encodes 468 amino acids. Gene Ontology annotation, biological process: regulation of DNA-templated transcription. The transcript is spliced from 7 exons. Lineage: Eukaryota; Metazoa; Nematoda; Chromadorea; Rhabditida; Rhabditidae. Gene Ontology annotation, molecular function: zinc ion binding; sequence-specific DNA binding; DNA-binding transcription factor activity.